This is a messenger RNA of Nymphalis io (European peacock), 5593 nucleotides long. It is a transcript of the gene Impbeta11, whose product is annotated as importin-11. NCBI's taxonomy places the organism in Eukaryota, Metazoa, Arthropoda, Insecta, Lepidoptera, Nymphalidae. Gene Ontology annotation, biological process: protein import into nucleus. The record is from RefSeq and is a predicted model, not a curated record. Bases 249 to 3293 code for a protein of 1014 amino acids. The transcript has 17 exons. Gene Ontology annotation, cellular component: nuclear envelope; cytosol. Gene Ontology annotation, molecular function: small GTPase binding.
GUCACUGUCACACCUCUAAUUUUUUUUCGAAUAUCUGGUGUUUUUUGCAGAACACAGAUUAAUGUUAUUGCAAAAUUAAAUAGAUUUGGCUUCUCUUUAGUAGUUAUAAAUCAUUUUAAAAUUUCUUUUAACUGUAUACAUAUAGUUGUACUUUGUACAUUAUGAGACAUUGCGAUGACUGUUAUAUGUAAAUAGCAUAAGGUUAUGUUUUAUCAGAUGUCUUUUGGCCGUCAAAAGUAACAUAGACCAUGGAUCCAAAUAUCUAUGCAUUAGUGCUAGAUACUCUCAACCGAGCCACCAGCCAGGAAGCAGAGGUUCUGAAGCCCGCGGAGAAGAAGCUUCAAGAAUGGGAAAUAGAACCAGGAUUUUAUUCUGUAUUAUUGAAUGUUCUAUCAAACCAUUCAAUUGAUAUAAACGUCAGAUGGCUGGCUGUGAUGUGUUUCAAGAAUGGAGUGGACCGUUAUUGGCGACGGAAUGCUCCUAAUGCAAUUACAGAUGAAGAGAAACACAAACUACGGCAAGGACUUCUUACUACACCAAUUUUGAAUGAGCCUGUCGCCCAAAUAGCAACGCAACAAGCUGUUUUGAUUGCCAAAAUUGCUAGAUUUGAUUGUCCCACAAACUGGCCUAAUCUGCUACCAGACUUAAUAGGAGCUAUGAAAGCACCGCAGCCACUGAUGCAACAAAGAUCAUUGCUUAUCUUCCAUCAUGUUGUGAAAGCACUGGCUUCCAAGAGACUUAUUGAAGACAAGAGAACAUUUCAAGAACUGACUGUAUCAGUGUACUCGUUCAUACUUAACCUAUGGCACGAGAACACCGAACUGUUUCUCCGUCAUAUCCAAGAAGGAGCGGCGACGGAAUUGAUAACGGAGCAUUUAGAAAAGGCACUUCUCUGUUUAAGAAUAUUAAGAAAGUUAACAGUCUUUGGGUUCAAGAAGCCUCAUGAAAGCCAGGACGCAAUUGCUUUUCUCAAUGUUGUGUUUGACAGGGCCAAGACGAGCUUGGAAUGCAGAAAACUACUAAAAGGCCGUGGGAUAUAUCCUCUAGAGUUAUGUGAAAAGUUUAUAAUACACCUAACAAAGGUGGCACUUGGAGUUUUGUUCUAUCAACCAUUUUCCUACAUACCUCUAAUUCGACCGUCUUUGGAAUUCGCUCUGUACUACUGUUUCACUGAACAAGGCAUGUCCCUGACAUAUGAACGAUUCACAAUACAAUGUCUCAACAUAUUCAAAGGGAUAUUGCAAUGUGUGGAGUACAAGCUUCCUAAAGGAACGGAACCUGUAAAGGAGCCUUUGACGCUCCAGGCUCACCAGAUGAAGACGGACGUGUUGGACCAGAACACAGUGUGCCACAUGUGUCGCCACCUCGUGACGCACUACUUCUUGCUGAGUGGGGACGACCUCGCGCUGUGGGACGCGGAGCCCGAGAGCUUCGCCACCGAUGAGGCGGGGGAGUCUUGGAAAUAUAGCUUGAGGCCGUGUACGGAAGCAGUUUUUAUGGAAUUGUUCCACGAGUUCCGAACAGUUCUCGCACCAGAGCUGGUCCGUCUUCUCGCCUCGCUGCAGGAGAGUCAGGUGUUGCCUGACGAUUUGCCGGCCAUUUUGAAAAAGGAUGCAAUUUAUAAUGCCGUUGGACUCGCUGCCUUUGAUCUCUAUGAUGAUGUUGACUUUGACGAGUGGUUCACGAAUGUUUUAAGCCAAGAGCUCAAAAUAAAAGAUAACAACUACAGAAUAAUUAGGAGAAGAGUAUGCCAGCUGAUUGGUCAAUGGUGUGGGGUGCGCGCUUCGCAGUCCAUUCGUCCGGCGAUGUAUUCAGCGCUCCUCGAGCCGCUGACGCGCGCGGGCGAGGACCCGGCGGUAAAACUUGCAGCCGCUGAAGCGCUGCGUAGUACGAUAGACGACUUUAACUUUAACGUGGAACAGUUCGCGCCCUUCGCGCCACACGCGCUCUCCGCAUUGUAUGAUCUCCUGGUGGAGUGCGAGGAGUGCGAGACGAAGAUGCACGUGCUGCACGUGGUGUCGUUCGUGACGGAGCGCUGCGGCUGGGCCGUGGCGCGCGGCGGCGGCGCGGGCGCGCUGUUCGCGGUGCUGCCGGCGCUGUGCACGCACGCGCAGCACCACCACAUGCUGCGCGCCGCCGCGCUCGCCGCGCUCGUGCACCUCGUCAAGGCGCUCGGCGAGUGCGCGCCGAACGUGCGGCCGUGGGUGCUGAACGUGGUGAACGAGUCGACGAAGCUGAGCGAGCCGGCGCACGUGUACCUGCUGGAGGACGCGCUGGAGCUGUGGCUCGCCGUGCUGGAGACGUCCACCAGCGCCGACCCCGCGCUGCUGCAGCUGGCGCACAACCUCUACCCCAUACUGGAGCAGUCGACGGAGCACCUGCGGAUAGUGGUGUACAUAAUGCAGGCGUACGCGCUGCUGUGCCCGGAGGAGUUCUUCACGGACGCGGGCGCCAAGUGCAUGUGCCUGCUGGACGACAUGCUGAGCGACAUGCGCACGGAGGGCGUCAUCACCGUGCUCAAGAUGGCGGAGAUAUGCGUCAGCGUGGGCUUCCCCGAGCGGAACGCCUUCCUGGGGGUGAAGGUCGUCUGGCCCACGCUCCUCAGGGUCAUACACUGCCUUCUGGAUGGCGACGACUUACCAAUGGUCCUGUCGGUGAAGCUGUGUCUCCUGUCGCGGGUGAUACUGCUGUCAACCGAGCUGUUCUACAAGGCGAUACAGGAGGCGUCCGCUUGUCUCGUCGAAUACGACUCCGAUCCCGCCAAAGUUUUGAAUAGAGUCCUUCACGUGUGGACCGAGAAGAUGAACCUCGUGACGCAAGUUGAGAGGUGGAAGGUUGUCGGGUUGGGCUUGGCGGCGCUCCUCACGACACAGAACGCGACAGUUCUCGAACGCUUUCCCGCCAUUUUGUUAAAUUUGACUGAAGUUCUCAAUGACGUCAUGAAAAUGGAAGAAUCAGGAAAUUAUAUCGACGCGUUGGUGUCGCCGCCCGGCUCGCGGCCCGCGUCGCCGCUGGAGGGGCGCGGCGGCGCGGCGCGCUGGGAGGGCGCGGGCGCGGGCGCGGGAGCGGGAGCGGGAGCGGGCGAGGCCGAAGACGGCGCGCGCUCGGCGCACGAGCUGCGGCGCCGCCGGUUCGCCGCCGCGCACCCCGCGCGCGCGCUCGACCUGCGCGCCGUCACGCACCACCAGCUAGAAACACUAAAGAGUCAAGUGGGCCCUGAAACCUUCGAACGGUUGCUGCAAUCGACGGACAAGGAGACGCUCAAGCAAAUAAGAGAAUACAUACCACUUUAAAUAUAUUAUAACCAAAAAGAUCCACCUUUUCCAUUUGUCUUACCUUUAGUACAAUUUCCGCACAAGGAAAUGUAUAUUUUUUCAAUUAAUUCAUGGGUUUCGAUUAUGAAAAAAAAACACCAUUAAAUUUUAUCGGUGUGUGAUAUACAUGAAGUUACGUUUUUCUUAGGAAAGAAAUGUAUUUUUUUUUAAUAUUAUCAGUCCGUUAUUUUUAACAAUAACAUCCAUAUGCUCCGUUAUCGCAAUAAUGAAAAUAUAAACUAUAAUUAUAGUUUUAUUUUUAUAUAUACAGCUUAUGAAUAAAAUAUAUUCAUAAUUAUGUGAUAUACAUACGAUUUUCCUACACAGCUUUAAAUAUAAGGCUUAAAGUUUGUACAUGGCAUUAUAUAUAUUUUCAAACAUGUUAUGUAUAGGUAUUCACAAUAAUUGUUCGAAUUAUAAGAUGUCUUUUAAAUCAUACGAAAAAAUAAUAGUGCUUGUAUUAAAUUUAUCAGAAACAUAAAAGAAAAAUUCGUUUUAUUUCUUAUUAAUUUAAAAUAUCUUGUUACCUUGUAAUUAUCGUAUUUUGUCUGGAAUAGAAGUAAUACCAUACGCAAAAUAAUCUAGGCAUAGGGUUAGUAUGCACAACAAAUUAUAAAAAAAAAAUAUUAAAAAAAAAAACUAAAAUGUAUACGAAUAUUUUGCAUUCUUUAAUAAUAUCUUUAAAUACAAGUUAUUUUUAUUGCGAGCGAAAAUAAAAGAAAAAGCAAAUAUGAAAAUUAACUAAAAAGCGUUUAAAUCAAUAAUUAACAAAAAAAAUAAUAUUUUAAGAAAUGUUGCACUAUAAACAUUUUUAAGUUUUUUUUAUGGACCAUAUAUGUAUAAUUGACAUUUUAAUGUAUUACAGUGAGAUAAAUUUAAAGAAAACUUUAGUGAAGCCAUUCUUGUUAGUAUUAUUUGUUUAUACAGGACCGUUAAUUUAGUAAAAUGGAUUGCUGUGACCAAUUGAUCGAGAUUAAACUAGUUUUCGUUAAUUUUAAAUUAUGCAUUGUGGAUUGGUUAUUAGACUGCUCGAUAUUAUGAAAACAUAUUAUGUACCUUAAAAUCAUUGUAAUAAUGUAUAUUUUAAAAAUUUCGAUGACCACAGAGACUGAUUUACGAAUGAAUACCAACAUUUCUUGCAAUAUAUAAAUGUAUAAAAAAUUUAAUACAAUAUUAUAUACACAAAUGUAUUGUAAAUUAAUUUUUAAAAGCAAUAAUUUGUUAGCACUACUUUUGCUUGUAACUUUUAAACUAUUGUCAACCAUUAAAACGAAUACCGAUUUCAGGUAAUAACAAAAAAGUAUAUAAUAAAAAGUCAAAUUAUAUAUCUUAAGAUUUUCUCAAUAUAUAAGUUCCUUAAAAACUUAUGCAUAAUUAUAAUAAUGAAAUGAAUGUAAAAUUGUAUGAUAUUGCCAUUAUGUAUCUAUUUUUAUCGCUUUAUAAUUAUACGUAAGCUUCUUUUUUUAUAUAAUUUACUGUACAUAAUAAAUGUACUAUAAAGUAAUGUUUAAUUGUUAUUUUUUCAAGUAUUUUUUUUUAGUUUUAUAAAUGUAAAAUUUAGUAAAUAUUAUGACUAAAUCAAACUUCAAUAAUAUGUGUACAAUUUUGUUUAAUUUUUCUAACAAUUUACAGCUUUACCAUAUAUGUUUAUGGGAUAGUUAAACAGUGAUUUUGUCUCCUUCUUUUAAAUGUCAAAUCAAUGGUGAUAGAAAGAGAGAAAUCAGUGUUUGACUAAACAAACUUUAUAAGUAUGGCUGUUAAUAAUAAUUCUUUAUUUUAAUUUCAAAAAGUAAAAUCAAAUAAAGGAAGGCUCGGUAAUUAAAACCACGUAAACUAAUUGUCUUAUGUCCGGUUACUAUGUUCAAGAAACGAUUCGUUUUACUUACGGAUGGUAUUAGAAUUGACUACUAAAUCUAAAUAGUCCCUUUAAAAAUGUUUCGUAAGGUUUAACUAGUCGUUAAUCGUAACACAAGAACCAUCGAUUACGGAUGUACAAUUCGUUAAAUAUAAGAACCGGACAUAAGCCAUUAGUCUAGUACGAUUUAUGAAACAUACUGGCGAUAAAAAUAAAUCCAAUAUAUAGUUAACAUUUCUUCAAAUCAAAUAAUAAUUUAUGUAUAGCAUUUAAAUGAAUAAAUUUGUUUUAUAUAAUUUAACUGGAAAUGACAUUUUCAUAAGCAAAACUAGAUAAUCUAGGUUGCCAUGCCUUGAAGCUACUUUCUUCGUUAGAUCUUUCGGAAAAAUUAUAGAGAGAAUAAAAUGAAACGUUUUAUAAUGUG